CCAAUCCAACACUCACCUGCUCCUCCUCUCUCUCUCUCUCUCUCUCUCUCUCUCUAAAAUAUCAAGCAGGAGAGAGAGAGAAAGACAACAAUGAGAGCUUCAUGAAACCCACUUUCCCACCAUCAUAAAACCCCCAAAGAACAAAACACACUUUCCCUCGAGCCAAGAAAAUGAAGCCCCACCCUCUCCUCCUCCUCACCACCAUUGCCCUCUCUCUCCUCCUCCUCCCCGACGCCGUCAAGCCCGACCUCUCCGCCGACCUCUCCUCCCUCCUCACCCUCCGCUCCGCCGUCGGCGGCCGCACCAGCCACUGGAACCUCUCCUCCCCCUCCGCCCCCUGCUCCUUCUUCGGCGUAGUCUGCUCCACCUCCUCCCCCCAACGCGUCACCGAGAUCCACCUCCCCGGCGCCACCCUCUCCGGCCAAAUCCCGCCAGACACCUUCCAGAACCUAACCUUGCUCCACACCCUCUCCCUCCGCUUCAACCGCCUCUCCGGCCCCCUCCCCGUCUCUCUCUUCUCUCUCCCCUCCCUCCGCUCCCUCUACCUCCAACAGAACCACUUCUCUGGCCCUAUCCCCGACUCCCUCUCCAACCUCACCGGCUUGGUCCGCCUCAACCUCGCCGGUAACAACUUCUCCGGCCAGAUCCCCCCGUCCCUCAACAACCUCACUCGCUUGGCCACAUUAUACUUACAGUACAAUAACUUCAGUGGAUCUAUCCCUGAUUUAAGCAACGUACGUGGCUUAGUUCAGUUCAAUGUGUCUCACAAUGACUUGAUUGGUGCGGUGCCAGGGUCUCUGUCCAGUCAGCCCGCGAGCGCGUUCGCCGGCAACUCCCUAUGCGGCGGGCCGCUCGCGGCUUGUAGUGGAAGUCCUCCAACCGACGGUGCUAUUGCCGGGGUUGUUGAGAGUAAGAAGAGGAGAAAACUCUCCAGGGGCGCGAUUGCGGGAAUCGUGGUCGGAUCGGCGAUUGGAUUACUUGUCAUUCUCGCGAUUUUGUUGUUGUUGUGCAGGAAAAAGAGGAAUACUGAGAAAUUAGAUUCGAAAGAGGUCGAUGCGUUGAAUCGAACGGAAAUUGCUAUUUUAGGAGAGAAGUCAGCUGGGGAUGUGAAUAAUGUGAAUAGUUUGACUGGCAAUGGGUAUGGUGCGAAGAAGGGUGAUGAUGAUGUCAAUGGGAAUGCUAGUGGGAAUGUGAGUGUGAGUAAAGGUUUGGUGUGUUUUGGGAAAACUGGGAGGGAAUUCAGCUUGGACGAUUUGCUGAAGGCGUCGGCGGAGGUUUUGGGGAAGGGGACGUUUGGGACGGCGUAUAAAGCGGGUUUGGAAGGAGGGAUGGUGGUGGCGGUGAAGAGGUUGAGGGAUGUGGCGGUGCCGGAGAAGGAGUUUAGGGAGAAGAUUGAGUUUGUUGGGAGGAUGGAGCAUGAGAAUCUGGUGCCACUUAGGGCUUAUUACUAUAGCAGGGAUGAGAAGCUUCUUGUGUAUGAUUACAUGCCUAUGGGGAGCUUGUCUGCAUAUCUACAUGGAAACAGAGGAGCUGGUAGAACGCCAUUGAACUGGGAAACAAGGUCCUCCAUUGCCCUAGGAUCCGCCCGCGGAAUCACACACCUCCACUCACAGGACCCCACAGUCUCCCACGGCAACAUCAAGUCAUCAAACAUCCUCCUCACAACCUCCCACCAACCCCGUGUCUCCGACUUUGGCCUCUCCCAACUCGCCGGACCCAACUCCACCCCCAACCGCAUUGAUGGCUACCGUGCACCAGAAGUCACCGACCCCCGAAAAAUCUCCCAAAAGGCCGACGUCUACAGUUUUGGCGUAAUGCUUUUGGAACUUCUUACCGGUAAAGCUCCUACACACAAUGAGGAGGGGGUGGACUUGCCGAGAUGGGUCCAGUCUGUGGUUCGGGAAGAGUGGACUUCUGAAGUGUUUGACAUGGAAUUGCUUAGGUAUAACAAUGUUGAAGAGGAGAUGGUUCAGCUUUUGCAAUUGGCCAUUGACUGUGUUGCUCAGUACCCAGAUAGACGCCCUUCGAUGGGCGAGGUGAGUAGCCGAAUCGAGGAUAUUUGUCGAUAUAGCCUGAAUCAGCAACAGAACCCAUUUGGCGACGUGAUCAACGGUGGUGGUGAUGAUUCGGAUGCACUGUGAUCUUCAAGCUGCAGAGCUAAAGAAAACAUUUUGUGUUUUCGUUUCUUGUUGUAACUUUGGGUUUAAGGUACUUAAUUUGCUCCUUGAUUUGGGGGUUUGAUUCGUUUCUAAUUUUCUGGGGUCAUUUUGUCAUUGAGAAUCAAUUGUGGCAUGUUUUCAUUUUGCAUUUACCGGAUACAAAUCAUGUACUAUUCCAUUGUAUUUUCCCAGUUUGUGUAUUUGUGUUGGUAGGAAUUUUUUCUUUCUUUCUGAUACUGCUAUUCUGUCUUGGUGGAUCAACUGUGAAUAAUUGCCAACAUUUGUCA
Molecule: messenger RNA, 2446 nt
Organism: Rhododendron vialii
Lineage: Eukaryota; Viridiplantae; Streptophyta; Magnoliopsida; Ericales; Ericaceae
Product: probable inactive receptor kinase At1g48480
Exons: 2
Coding region: 171-2141 (656 amino acids)
Biological process (GO): protein phosphorylation
Molecular function (GO): ATP binding; protein binding; protein kinase activity
Source: RefSeq, a predicted model, not a curated record